Messenger RNA from Halichondria panicea, 3704 nucleotides. Its product is annotated as serine/threonine-protein kinase pakG-like. Gene Ontology annotation, biological process: protein phosphorylation. Lineage: Eukaryota; Metazoa; Porifera; Demospongiae; Suberitida; Halichondriidae. Bases 1130 to 3613 code for a protein of 827 amino acids. The transcript has 6 exons. The record is from RefSeq and is a predicted model, not a curated record. Gene Ontology annotation, molecular function: protein binding; protein serine/threonine kinase activity; ATP binding.
GGUGUGAACUGUGUGUGUGUGUGUUACCUGGGUAUCAUGCACAAGGCCAAAGUUAGGGCCCAAGUCACUGGCCUGUUGCUGCUCCACACUCUCCCCAUCAUUAGCUGUUAGAUUUUGUCUUUGCACGCUUACCAAGCACUGAAACUACCAACACUAAACAAUGCUUCUUGGCACAACUCUAACUAGUGAGCACUACUUGCAGGCAAAGCAGCGUUAGCUGCAGAUCGAGCCCCACCCAGCUAGGCAUGACGAAAAUUUUGCAAAAAAUAGUGCUGAUUCAGCAAUAAUUGUGCACAUAUCUUCAGGGCGGCCUGCAAUCGAGGCUAAUCCCAGUUUAAUUUGCCACAAUUAUUGCUGAAUGUGCACAAUUAUUGCUGAAUCAGCAUUAUUUUCUGCAAAAUUUUCGUCAUGCCUAGCUGGGUGGGGCUCGAUCUGCAGCUAACGCUGCUUUGCCUGCAAGUAGUGCUCACUAGUUAGAGUUGUGCCAAGAAGCAUUGUUUAGUGUUGGUAGUUUCAGUGCUUGGUAAGCGUGCAAAGACGGAGAUAAGUGUCUGUCUCACUGACGAUUAUCGAUACAUUCGGCAGCUCACUUCUCAUGACCACCAUUCCGUCCGCAAGCAAGUUAUUCUUUCCAAAUUUUGGGGAGCUGUUACUUUCUUACCCAUCUGUAGAUCCAUGUAGUUAGUUUUGUGCAAAAUUGUCUUGUGCUUCGUGCAAUAGCCGCCGAUUAUAGGUGCCUGGCGAAGAUGGGUUACUUACUCUACCUUGUUAAUGUUCUUGAUGAAGGUUCUUCAGUAGUCCCUGUCCAUGGACUCAUGUCUUCAGCCUCCACCAAUACAGACAAAUAGUUUGACCACUUGCUCAGAGCUUCAAAACUGACUGCACAAUUUUUGACUGACUGCACAAUUUCUUUUUCUUUUCUUUUGUGGAAGCACCACACGUGGUUAAGCCUCCUUCACCUUGGAUCGAGGCUAGCUACAUGUGGUUUAGCAUUGUAUAUUGCGUGACAGAUUAUUGUUUAUUCUGCAGAGAAAGAGGGCGUAUCUUGUUAGUUGCUGUUUUUCUGUAUUUCUGUAUCAUGCUGUGAAGAUACUGUACUGUACAGAGCCUCUGGAUUAUUAUCAAGAAGAUGUCUGACUAUCUCACAAUAGCAGAUCUAGGAGAUCUAUACAUAGCUACGUUUGAUGCUCGAAUCAAGUGGAGAAACUUCUUGCUAGUUCUUAAAAUACCCUCGGAUACCAUCGACAGCAUUGGUACAAAAUGGAGAGAUGAUCCUGAUGACUGCUAUCGUGAGGGUUUGAAAGAAUGGCUGAAAGGUGGUGAGAGACGCUGGGAAGAUGUUGUCAAAGCUUUGUCCAGUCCCAUUGUAGGCCACGUUGGCAUAGCUAAUACCAUCGAGAAAGAUCAUCUACAGUCUACUGAUGCAAGCAAUCCUACUGAUGUGAAGUCAGAGGUAGACGAAAAUCACCAGAAGAUCAACGAUGAUUUAACUGUUUUCCUAGACGAGCUACUUGGUAAAGGUGCAUUUGGAGCAGUCUUCAAAGGCAGCUACAAGGGCGAGAUUUGUGCAGUCAAACUUCUAAUUUACGAGGCUGUAGAAAUGCAGACAGGUUUCCCAACCAGCAAAAGUGAAGAAGCCAGCAAAGCAUUUGAUCGUGAGUGUGAGUAUCUCCAGUCACUCCAGCACCCAAACGUUGUUCAGUAUUUGUCGACUACUAAGCACCCCAAAUCAGGUGGUACAAUCCUCGUUGUUGAGCUGAUGGAUUGCAAUUUGAGAUCCUAUUUCUCCGGCCUUGAUGAAGAGUCCCUCACUAGCGAAUGUGAAAGUAGCCUCAUCAAAGACAUGGCUUGUGGUCUGGCCUACAUUCACAGCAAGCAGAUUAUCCACCGUGACCUCUGUGGCGAUAACGUUUUGCUAAAGCUAACACGACCAGUGCCUGUUGCAAAGAUUUCCGACUUUGGCAUGUCACGGCUAUAUGAUCCCUCCAUGCUUAGCCACACCCUCACGGCCGUUGGUCACCGUAUGGGGUAUCUACCUCUCGAGGCUAUUCGAUUGGACAAGGAGAAUUAUGAUAAUAGUGUCGAUGUUUUUUCCCUUGGGGCGAUUAUGGUACAGAUUGUUUGCAAGCUGAAGACGGUCAAAUCUGUGGAAGAUCGAUUAGACCAUGUUGCCCAGAUACCUCACACACACAGGUUGAGGAAGCUUAUCGACAGUUGCUUGCAAAAAGACAUGAGGAGGAGACCAUCUGCCAGGGACAUCUAUGCUUCGCUGACAAGCGACUUAGACACCGUGGAGGCAACAAAGAGGGAGUCAAAGGAUACUCAAGUAAAUCAACUUUUACAUCCAAUAUCUGAGAAAGACACUCAUUCACAAGCAUCUAUCGAUCGGCUUCAAGCUGAGCAAGUUCGUGGACUGGAAGAAGUGACCACUCCACAAGAACAGUUUGAAGUUCAACCCAGAGAAAUUGAUCAUCUAGUGAAGUCUCUACAGAUACAACCUCGGGAGGACACUCAACCAGAUAAUAACUUGACAGCAGAUGUAGACCUGACAAGUGGCUCGGACACAGUGGAGGGAACAACGAGGGAGUCAAAGGACACUCCACAAGUCAAGAAGGCUCACAGGGAACAGAUUAAGCACAAAGAUGCUGAGCUGGUCAGGAGAGACGCCAUCAUUCAACAGCAGAGACAGGGUCCCCCUCCCAGAGAGUUGAGACCUCCACUCACUCUGAAAUGGAGAAGAGGAAAAGACAUGCCAAUCAAGAUGGGUACCACGGUACAGAGUGUUGUUAUCGGUGACACGGUGUAUGUUGGUGGAGGGUUUGCAGACAAUGAUCUUUACAAGUGUACGGUGAUGAAGCUCGAGCAAGAUCAAUGGACCAAACUACCAGAGUACACUGCCAAGUGGUUCGCUAUGACAUCACUCGCUAAUCGACUAGUGCUGGUGGGAGGACAGGAUCCAAGAAACAACAAACGCACUAAUCAACUUGCAGUUUUUGAAGCAGGAGAAUGGACUCACCCGUACCCACCAAUGAACAUUGCUCGUGUUUGCUCAACAGCUGUUUCUUUCAACAACCACAUCGUUGUAGCUGGUGGGCAUGAUGAUAAAAGACAUAUCUCCUCUGUCGAGGUGUUGGACGUGGCAUCAAGAAGAUGGUACAUUGCUCAGUCACUACCUAACCCACGAUCAGUACUGAAAUCGACUCUCAUAGGAAACACCCUCUACCUAAUGGGAGGGUUCGAUCACACUAGGGCAACCAAGACAGUGCACCACGUCGACCUCAAUGAACUCAUCGCAAAGGCCCUUUCCAACCUGGACGCACCCACUCCCUGGCAGACCUUACAGGAAGUACCAUUCGUGCAUUCAGCUCCUCUCAGUAUUGGGAGGUCACUAUUAGCCGUUGGUGGAGCGGACGACAGACGCAACCCAAGUUCAUCGAUCCACCUCUACCAGCCUGACACCAGGAGGUGGGUGAAAGUGGGAGACCUGCCUACUGCACGAUACAACUGCACAUGCUCAGUACUUCCUAGUGGAGAGGUCAUUGUAGCCGGAGGACAGACAAAACUAUAUGGUAAUUAUCUUCAAACAGUUGAUUUCUUUUGUAUAAGCGAUUAAUUAGUUAUUGUAAUAUGUUGUGCAUUGUUAACAAUCUUUUUGAAAAAAGUUUUCUAAUUAAGUUCGCAUAUUUCGUUUAUUUUUAUUCGAA